AUGGACAUCCCCCCCGUCCACCUCCCCACCCUCCUCCGCCACCCAGACGACCUCUUCGACAAGCUCUCGGCCCUCAAAACCGAAUUCGCCCGCAAAAAAUCCCUGAUCGACUCCCAGCUCCGCGCCGGCCUGCGCGACCAGCUCGAAACAACCCAAUCCGGCAUGACACACCUAUCCGACUCGCAAAAAACACUACAGUCGAUUAAGGAAGAAAUGAUCAAGAUUGACAAGAUCGCCUCGGAAUCCCAAAACCAGAUCACGGGCACAGACUUUGCGACGAUCAACCUCGUCAGUCAAGCACAUCGUAACUUCAACGCUGUCGAGACGAUGAGGAGGAACCUGGAGGGGUUCGCGGAGAGGGUGGCGGAGGUGGAGGAGAUGCUGAGGGAGGACGAGGCUGAUUACGAGGCGAUGCCGAAUUUGUUGAGGGUGCAUUAUGAGCUGACGAGGUUGAGGAAUAUAAGGGAUGAUGCGAUGGAGCAGAUUAGUAGGGGGGAUGAUCCGGGGUUGAGGGUGACGUUGGAGGAUUAUUUUGAGAGGUUGGAUGGGGUGGUGAGGGUGUUUGAUGAGAGGAUUGAGCUGAUUGCUAUGAGUUUGAUCACGUUGGUGCAGGCGGAGAAUGAGAGUUUGGUGGUGAGGUUUGCGUUGAUUGUGGAGGCGGAGGAGAAGAGUGAUCAGAGGGUUAUGGCGCUGCAGGAGGCGCUGAAGGACCAUAGGGAGAUUGCGACGAGGUUUCAGAGCAUUACUGACGGGGCCAAGACUGUGAGGGGUUACAAGGAGAGGUUUUUGGAGUGCAUCAAAGAUGCGGCGGCGCCGCAGUUUGAAAAGAGCAGGCAGGAGUUUAUGGGGGAUCCGGGGGGGUUGGAGAAGAGUUUGAGGUGGUAUUUUAAUGAUUUGAACACGGUGAGGUUGGGGAUGGAGCAGAAGCAGCUGAUGCCGAGGAAGUGGAAGAUUUUCAAGACGUGGGCGGUGAUCUUUCACCAGAUGAUGCAUGAUUUCUUGAUUGGGAUCGUGGAGGACCCGGAGACGAGCAGUAGCCACACGUUGGAGAUUGUGGGGUGGCCGGAGAAGUAUUAUAGGAAGAUGCUGAAGUUGGGGUUCAAGCAGGAGGAGUUGGGGGUGCAGGUCAUCGACAACAGGGAGACGGAGCUGGUGAGGGAUUUCAGACAGCUCAUCAUCAAGUUUUUAGACGAGUGGAUUGAUCGGAUUUGGGCGGCGGAGAGGAAGGAUUUUGCUGAACGAGGUGUCGACGGCGGGAACCUGGAAACAGACGAGUACGGGUAUUUUCGCAACAAGAACCUCAUCGAUCUCUGGCGCAUGCUGAGGGAACAACUCGAAGCAGCAGCCAACUCCAAGCGAGCGGAUGUGGUCGAGGGUGUAGUCGACGCCAUGUUCCAACGCCUACGCCAACGCCAGCAGGCCUGGCAGAAGAUGCUCGAGGACGAGUCUGCGCGGUACGAAAACUCCACCACGGGCGACCUGGAGGGGUUCCAACCGCUGCAGGACUGGCUUGUGGCCACGGCGAACGACCAGAUAGCCUGCAUAGACGACAACGAGGAAGAAGGCCGGCUGGCUUACCUCUCGGACUUUAGGAAAAAGUUUUCUCCCCUCGUCACGCCCCAGUACAUGGACCGCGCCGAAGCAGAAGUCACCACCCUGCGGGACGGCUACGUUGACUUGUCCACGUGGUGCAUGGCCAAGUUUGCCAGCCUGGUCUUUUCCGUUGACUUUAGGACUGUCAUGCCCGACUUUUUCACGCCAAAGUGGUACACCACCACCCACAUGGCGCGCAUGAUCGCCACGUUUGAGGAGUACGUCUCGGACUACAGGAUGGUGCUGCAUCACUCGCUCGUUGACAUUUUUAUCGAAAUCUUUGCCGACGAGCUCCUCGUCCGGUACCUCGGCUCGGUCAGGAACAAGGGCGCCAAGUUUAGGAGGGUGGAUAACUUUCAGGACAAGAUCUUUGACGACUUGUCUACCGCGUUCGAGUUUUUUAAUUCCCUUCCCAACCCGGAAGUGGGCAACGCCAUCAAGGAGACGUGGAGGGUCACGGAGGCGUUUCUGGGCCUGCUGACUGCGGAAAAGGAACAGAUCCCGGACACGUUUGCAGGCUUCAAGACGUCGUAUUGGGACUUGCAGAUCAGCUGGGUCGAGGCCGUGUUGAGGAGCAGGGAUGACUUUGAGAGGAGUAUGCUGAAUGCCGUCAAGGCGAGGGCCGCGCAGAUGGAUGUGGUUAGGGGGCCGGAGACGAUUAUGAGUAAGGUCAAGUAG
Messenger RNA from Podospora pseudocomata, 2271 nucleotides. RefSeq names its product SNARE-binding exocyst subunit S6 (gene SEC6). Gene Ontology annotation, biological process: exocyst localization; exocytosis. NCBI's taxonomy places the organism in Eukaryota, Fungi, Ascomycota, Sordariomycetes, Sordariales, Podosporaceae. The record is from RefSeq and is a predicted model, not a curated record. Gene Ontology annotation, cellular component: exocyst. Gene Ontology annotation, molecular function: SNARE binding. The coding region runs from base 1 to 2271 and encodes 756 amino acids. The transcript has a single exon.